Acanthoscelides obtectus is the source of this 1062-nucleotide messenger RNA. NCBI's taxonomy places the organism in Eukaryota, Metazoa, Arthropoda, Insecta, Coleoptera, Chrysomelidae. The record is from the annotation of a GenBank genome assembly.
AUACCAUCUUUUAACAAAAUAUUUCUUUUAUAAAAUAUCUUUUAUAAAAAUUGACGACAGUGAGUAAAUUUUAUAAAAUAUUUAGCAAAGAUGGCGGAAGGCAAGUUUGUCUGGUCAAUUACUGCUACAAAAUUAUUAAUUUCUGAAUAUGAGGCAUUUGAAUUGUUAUACGACAGUAAAAAUAUUAAUUAUAAAAACAGAAAUAAAAGAUUGGAUGCCUAUAGAUCAAUAGCUGAAACUGUAAACACUGUCAGUGAGGGUUGCACUGUAGAAGAUGUUAAAAAGAAAUUAAAUGGUUUAAGAAGUCAAUAUUUGGCCGAAAAAAUGAAGGUCCUGCGUAGCAAAAAAAGCGGAGCGAGAAGUGACGACCUGUACAAACCAACAGUAUACUGGUUUCCUCUGCUAACAUUUUUAGAUAAAUCUACAGAUCCAGACCAAUCCCAGUCUAAUUUAGAUGAAUCGCUACUAUCGCCUAAUGAGUCUCAAUCCACUAGUUCCACUACGAAUAUUAUUGCACCUCCAGAUGAUGAUCAAGAUACGAACAGUAACCUAAGUAUAAGGUUAAAUGAAGAAAGCUCAGUAUUACCUCCAAAAAUCAGAAAAAUACAAAAAUUUUCGCACAAUUCUGUAUUAACUAAGGCAGCAAAUACAAUGGAGGAAAUGUCAAAAAUAGCUAGAGAGAGAUCAGUUUCUAAAGCAACACAAGAUUCUUUAGAGACAUUUGGUCAGUUUGUAGUGGCUGAGCUACGUGGUAUUCAAGGUGCAAGCAACGAGUAUACAGUACGGAAAACUAAAAGAAAAAUUCAGAUGGUUUUAAUGGAGGCCUGGGAUAUGAUUGAUCAACCAACUCUGCUACCUAGCCCUGUUUCAUCCCAAUCAUCUUCAAAUCAAUGGAUAUUAACAACCCAGACACCAGGUGCUUGUAAUAUUCUGCAAAUUAAUACAGAUAAUCAAAUGCAAGCAGAUGGUAAUACUUCAGAGGAUGUAGUUGAAAAUGCAAUACAUAUGGCUAAUAUAACAAGAUCUGAUUAUGAUCCUGCAUGUUUUUCUCAAUUAAACUAA